AAUCAAAUGAUUCCCCCUUUCAGACUUUACGCAACCUCCCUCACCAAACCUCGUCUAAAUAUCUUAUUUCUGGGACGAGACUUGUUCUCUUGCCUUAACUUGAAAAUACUUCAUGAUGCCAGCGACGUCUGGGAGAGCAUACACGUCGUCACUACGCCAGACAAGCGCGUAGGAAGAAGAGGGAAGGACUUAUCGGUCUCUCCACUUAAGCAAGUGGCAAAGAAAUUUAACCUUCCCAUGUCUUUUGUCCCCGGGGAUCAUCAGGAAUGGAAUAUUCCUCAUCAGUUCCAGUCCUUGUCGCCUGCGAAUGCCAUUAUCACAGCAUCCUUUGGCCACGCAGUCCCAACUUCCGUGCUGGAUUAUUUCGUUCCGUCCCUACGUCUCAACGUUCACCCUUCUAUGCUACCGAAGUAUCGGGGUGCUGCACCAAUACAGAGGGCUAUUGCUGAUGGGUUAUCUUUGACGGGUGUCAGCGUGCUUCAGAUGGAAGAUGUGGCGUUACACGGCUUUGAUUCGGGCCCCAUGUGGGCUCAGAAAACGGUGGCAAUCCCACCUAACGCCUAUUAUCGAGACCUCGAAAGUUUACUGGCGUAUGAAGGAGCCCAUCUUCUUGUGAACACGCUUCGCAACCGUUUGCAUAUACAACCAAUCACCCAAAAUCACGCUUUGGCAUCAAAAGCUCGUUUAGUGACUAAAAGGACCGCCACGAUUAAUUGGGGCACAAUGGACGCGUCCAUGUUGCAUCGCCUACAUCGUGCCAUUAGCCAUCAGCGACCUCUUCAGACUGUAAUUCGAGAGACGAACGUUUCCCUUAAUCUCCUGGACAUCUCGCCUACUGAUAACGAAAUGCCUAUCUCAGAACUCGAUGGGACCCUUACAGAGCCUGGGGAUGCUACCUAUAUCCCUUCUCGGGAAUUCAUCGUUGUGCGCUGCUCUGAUAAUACUCUCAUUCGGGUGCACGUGUUGCAGCUUGAAAACAGGCGGGCACUGCACGCCAAAGAGUGGUGGAAUGGGAUCCGGCCCAACUGGUUGUCUGACAAUCGGAUAUUGCAAUUAGGACAUUCCCCUAACGUAGGUACUCGUAAAGCCAAUGCACAUCCGGACAAGGUACAAUCGGGGUGAAUACACGUGGAAAUAAACUCUGAUAAAUGGAGAAAGUAUGUCAUUAUGUUAGUUGAUUACAAGGUCAUCUUCGAUGGCUUCUUCCUCGUCCUUGUGGUGGCUCUGGUCGGUUUCAUUAGGAACGCUUUGUGACUUGGCGUGCUUCCUCAAUAUUAACUUUCGAGU
Messenger RNA from Cantharellus anzutake, 1287 nucleotides. RefSeq names its product formyl transferase. Lineage: Eukaryota; Fungi; Basidiomycota; Agaricomycetes; Cantharellales; Hydnaceae. Gene Ontology annotation, molecular function: methionyl-tRNA formyltransferase activity. The transcript has 7 exons. Gene Ontology annotation, biological process: biosynthetic process; conversion of methionyl-tRNA to N-formyl-methionyl-tRNA. The coding region runs from base 7 to 1122 and encodes 371 amino acids. The record is from RefSeq and is a predicted model, not a curated record. Gene Ontology annotation, cellular component: mitochondrion.